Messenger RNA from Miscanthus lutarioriparius, 663 nucleotides. The record is from the annotation of a GenBank genome assembly. Lineage: Eukaryota; Viridiplantae; Streptophyta; Magnoliopsida; Poales; Poaceae.
AUGUCUGGGCGGCGCGCGGAGGAGGAGUACGACUACCUGUUCAAGGUGGUGCUGAUCGGGGACUCGGGCGUCGGCAAGUCCAACCUCCUCUCCCGCUUCACCCGCAACGAGUUCUGCCUCGAGUCCAAGUCCACCAUCGGCGUCGAGUUCGCCACACGAACACUCCAUGUUGAGGGCAAGAUCAUCAAGGCGCAGAUCUGGGACACGGCAGGCCAAGAGAGGUACCGAGCAAUCACAAGCGCCUACUACCGUGGGGCGCUUGGCGCGGUCCUGGUCUUCGAUGUGAGCAAGCCCACCACCUUCGAGAACAUCAGUCGGUGGCUCAAGGAGCUACGUGACCACGCCGACUCCAACAUCAGAAUCAUGCUCGUCGGCAACAAGACCGACCUGAGGCACCUCCGGGCUGUCGCCACUGAUGACGCACAGAGCUUCGCCGAGGCAGAAGGUCUAUCCUACAUUGAGACAUCCGCGCUGGAGGCAACCAACGUGGAGGAGGCAUUCCAGCUGAUCCUGGGCGACAUUUACCGGGCCAUCAGCAAGAAGCCUGUGGCCUCAGAUGAAGCCGGCCAGGGCGCUGCUGGAGGCGUCAAGGAAGGUAAGACCAUCAAUGUGGCGACGGGUGGUGAUGCCGCUGCUGAGAAGAAGCAAUGCUGCUCAGCUUAG